Messenger RNA from Chara braunii, 749 nucleotides. Lineage: Eukaryota; Viridiplantae; Streptophyta; Charophyceae; Charales; Characeae. The record is from the annotation of a GenBank genome assembly.
GGGUGGAGUUCACAACCGGUAGCGUCUGAAGCUUCAGGAGUUCCGGGUCGCGCGUUCGCCGCCAAAAUGUCGGGCAGGAAGAAGAUCAGGGAAGUGAAGGAGGAGGCGGUCCACUACGGUCCAACUGUCCGUGAAGAGCACGUGUUAGGUGUUGCCCACAUUUUCGCGUCCUUGAUACGUUCGUGCACGUAAUGGAUCUGUCAGGGAAGGAAACGAUCGCCCGUGUUACAGGUGGGAUGAAAGUGAAGGCGGAUCGUGAUGAAGCAUCUCCCUAUGCGGCUAUGCUUGCAGCACAAGACGUUGCACAGAGGUGCAAGGAGCUCGGUAUCACUGCGCUGCAUAUCAAGCUUCGUGCCACGGGCGGUAACAAGACGAAGACCCCUGGCCCUGGUGCUCAGUCCGCUCUGCGGGCGUUGGCGCGAUCGGGGAUGAAGAUUGGAAGGAUCGAGGACGUGACGCCCAUUCCCACGGACAGCACGAGAAGAAAGGGUGGUCAUCGUGGCUGUCGUUUGUAGACAGACUACUUCCUCGCACUGCUUUUCCGUACAUGUGCGUUUUUUCUCUGGUGGGCCUUCGAUCGAGGAUUUUUUUGUCAUCGCGAUGAAUUGUUGUCUGAGCAGUUUCCAAGUAGGAUGGUGCUCGUGCGGCGGAGUUAAUGAGGGGAAGGGAGCUCUCUGCUGCUUUGUGUGGAAGCAAAUUUUGAUUUGCCCGAGGGAGCGAAGGCAUACGUUCCCGCGGUGUUUGGUUCC